AUGGCCAAAAACUACGAAGUUCCGGACUUCAAUGAAGAUGACUUCUUCGACUGGGCUCUUGAGCCUCUACUACCCGUGCUCUGCGAACAGACACCAUGGGAGCUGAAGGGUAAAACAGCAACACUUAACAAUGCUUUAUAUGCCCCAAUAAUGGAAUACACACUAGAAGCCGUGUCGGACAAGCUAGUCUUGAGGCCACGCGAGGAACAUGCCGAGACGCAGUCUAUGUUUGGUGUCUCCCGGCCGGACGGAUAUCAACAGUGGCCGGGCUACUUGCCGUCUGAGACUCUACUCGAUAAGAAUGCUUCUUACGACUCGAUACCUAGAAAAGUCAUCCUGCCUGAUGGCAGUAGGGGCUUUUUCAAGAUCGUGGGCCGUGGAGAGAAACAUACCAUCGAAACAGAGCUUAAUAAUUAUGAUAGGAUUCGAAUCUCACAACUCCCAAGCUCAGUCCGUAUAUCUCGUCUUCUUGGGUUGGUCCGGGACGAGUGCGAUACAGUGUUUGGUCUGCUUCUCACGUACAUUGACUGCGGAACUGUGACUUUGACCUGUGCCGUUGAGUCGGGCGCGUCGGACUGCCAACGGCAGGAAUGGGUAGCGGAGGUGACACAAAUCAUCUCAUCUUUGCAUAAAAACGGCAUCGUGUGGGGUGAUGCGAAACCGGACAACAUCCUCAUUGAUCAAAACCAGAAUGCCUGGAUUAUUUACUUUGGCGGUGGAUAUUCAGAAGCCUGGGUUCCAAAAGACCUGGCAGGCACCAUGAAUGGUGAUCUUGUGGCCCUUGCCAAGGUGGUUGAUUAUAUCAACGGGGACUUGCCGUUUCAAUCUGAAAAAGCAUCGGGAGGCCAGAUCGAUCAGCCCGCUGCCUAG
Molecule: messenger RNA, 870 nt
Organism: Cordyceps fumosorosea ARSEF 2679
Lineage: Eukaryota; Fungi; Ascomycota; Sordariomycetes; Hypocreales; Cordycipitaceae
Product: Serine/threonine-protein kinase-like domain protein
Exons: 2
Coding region: 1-870 (289 amino acids)
Biological process (GO): protein phosphorylation
Molecular function (GO): protein kinase activity; ATP binding
Source: RefSeq, a predicted model, not a curated record